GGUGGGCGAGCGGACGCGGAGAGACGGCUCCCUGGCUGUUCCCCUCAGUGGCCGCGGCCUGGAGAGGCGGAAACGGCUGCGGACUGUUGACUGUACUCCCGCGGCGCUCAGAGACGGCCCCGCUGGGUCCAAGUUGGCAUCUGUCACCCCAGCCCGCGCCCCCCGAACCAGCGGGCACGCACCUCGUGGGGCCGUGGGAGAGUGGCGUUCCCGGGCGCGUGACAGACUAGACCCUUUGGAGCAGGUGGUCACCAUGCUUAGGUACUAGCAGUCACGUUAGCUGUGUACUUCACACUUGAAAAUGGCAGAGGGAAACAACAACAAAGAGGUCAUUCAUUUGAACAAUUUUCACUGCCACCGGAGACGAGACUGGAUUGGACUCAGAGAUGGUCCCAUCACCAUCUCUGACUCCUCUGACGAGGAAGUGAUUCCAAUGCUGGUCACCCCAGCGCCUGAGCAGCAUGAUGAUGAUGACCUGGACGAUGAUGUCAUCCUGACCGAGACACAUAGACCUCAGACAUCCCGACCCAAUCUCAUCAAACCAGCUGCUCAGUGGCAAAAUCUGAACAGAUGGGGAGAAGAAAGACCUAAAAUUUCUAGAACAGACUUUGAAACACAUUUACACAACUAUUUUUCCUUGUGUAACAACUCGUUGUUUGAUUCUGGGGCACAGGAUGAUUCUGAGGAUGAGUAUGAUGAAUUUCUGGAUCUUGGGCCUCCUGAAGCCUCUGAAUUCACAAAGUCAAGUGGCCAAACAGAAAAAGAACCCAAACCUGGGCCAAGUCAUAACCAGAUAGCGAAUAACAUUGUCAAGCCAAGAUUGGAACAGAAAGUCAUUAUAUUGGGAGAGAGUGGCCUUCUUUUUUCAGAAAGUGAUCCUUUGGAGGCUCACAGCCAAUCAUCAGAAGACUCGGAGACAGAGCUCUUAUCAAAUCUUGGAGAACCAGCUGCCUCAGUAGAUGACCAGGUGAUUGAAGAAGACUACUGGCUUGACCAUCCCUAUUUCAGGGCUCUAAAGCCACAAUCCCAGGAGAGAACAAGCCAGGUUGUGCCGCAAGAGCGGCAUUCUGAAGCAGAAAUGGGCCCCUUGUUCUUGCAGCAUGAUUUCCCAGAGGCAGCUUUUCCAAGGCCAGAACCCCAGCAGGAGGGGAUUCCAGGCCCUACUUCUCCUCAGCCUGCCCAUCCUCUUGGAGAGCUUGAAGACCAGGAGAUAGCAAUUGAUGAGGAAGAGCCAGGGCCAGCCUUCCCCCUACCGGAAUCUCAGGAAGCCAAUUUGGAAAACCUGUGGGGGCGGGAAGCUACUGAGAUGAGUCAAGAGUUCAUUGCACUAUUGGUGAAAGAAACCGAAGCAAGAUUUCCAGAUGUAGCAAAUGGAUAUGUUGAAGAGAUAAUUCGCUUAAAGAAUUACUAUGAUUUGAAUGUACUUUGUAAUUUUCUUCUGGAAAACCCAGAUUAUCCAAAGAGAGAAGACCGAAUCAUUAUCAACCCCAGUAGCAGCCUUCUGGCCAGCCAGGACGAUGCAAAGUUGCCUAAAAUAGACUUUUUUGACUAUUCCAAAUUGACUCCUCUUGACCAGCGCUGCUUCAUCCAAGCUGCUGACCUCUUGAUGGCUGAUUUCAAGAUGCUCAGCAGCCAGGACAUCAAGUGGGCCCUGCACGAGCUCAAAGGACACUAUGCAAUCACCAGGAAGGCCUUUUCUGAUGCCAUUAAGAAAUGGCAGGAGCUAUCGCCUGAAGCCAGUGGAAAAAGGAAAAAGAGGAAAGAAAUGAAUCAGUAUUCCUUUAUAGAUUUCAAAUUUGAACAAGGUGACAUAAAAAUAGAAAAGAGGAUGUUCUUUCUGGAAAACAAGCGUCGACAUUGUAGGUCCUAUGACCAGCGGGCCCUUCUUCCAGCUGUGCAGCAAGAGCAGGAGUUCUAUGAGCAGAAAAUCAAAGAGAUGGCAGAGCAUGAAGACUUUUUGCUUGCUCUGCAGAUGAAUGAAGAACAGUAUCAAAAGGAUGGCCAACUGAUUGAAUGCCGCUGCUGCUAUGGGGAAUUUCCAUUCGAGGAACUGACACAGUGUGCCGAUGCUCACUUGUUCUGCAAAGAGUGUCUCAUCAGAUAUGCUCAGGAGGCAGUCUUUGGGUCUGGAAAGUCGGAGCUGAGCUGCAUGGAAGGCAGCUGCACAUGUUCCUUCCCAACCAGUGAACUGGAGAAGGUGCUCCCCCAGACCAUCCUAUACAAAUACUAUGAACGAAAAGCAGAAGAAGAAGUCGCUGCAGCCUAUGCUGAUGAGCUUGUCAGGUGUCCCUCCUGUAGCUUCCCCGCUCUAUUGGACAGUGAUGUGAAAAGAUUCAGCUGCCCUAAUCCCCGCUGCCGAAAGGAGACCUGUAGAAAGUGUCAGGGACUCUGGAAAGAACAUAACGGCCUCACCUGUGAAGAGCUGGCUGAAAAGGAUGACAUCAAAUAUCGGACAUCUAUUGAAGAAAAAAUGACUGCCGCUCGCAUUAGAAAAUGCCACAAGUGUGGGACCGGCCUCAUCAAAUCUGAAGGCUGCAACCGGAUGUCUUGCCGCUGCGGUGCCCAGAUGUGCUACCUUUGUCGGGUUUCCAUCAAUGGCUAUGACCAUUUCUGCCAGCAUCCUCGAUCACCAGGAGCCCCUUGCCAGGAAUGUUCAAGGUGCUCCCUCUGGACCGACCCCACUGAGGAUGAUGAAAAACUAAUCGAGGAUAUCCAGAAGGAAGCUGAGGAGGAACAGAAAAGGAAGAAUGGAGAGAAUACCUUCAAACGCAUUGGGCCUCCACUGGAGAAACCACCCGAGAAGGUGCAGCGUGUGGAAGCCCUGCCUCGGCCUGUCCCGCAGAACCUGCAUCCACAGAUGCCACCCUAUGCCUUUGUGCACCCACCCUUUCCCCUGCCCCCUGUCCGACCCAUGUUCAACAACUUCCCCAUCAAUAUGGGCCCUGUGCCCGCGCCCUAUGUGCCCCCCCUGCCCAAUGUGCGUGUCAACUAUGAUUUUGGCCACAUGCACAUGCCGCUGGAGCACAACCUGCCCAUGCACUUUGGCCCUCAGCCACGGCAUCGCUUCUGACAUCCGUAACCCUGGCCAGCCCCACUGAGUCUGCGGGAGAGCCCAGCCUCACCUUCUGAGUCAGGGUGAAAGUUCCUCACUUCCCUCUUAAGAGUGAGCUCAUGCCCUCCUGCUCCUUCCUUGGCAAGGGCCACUGUUCCUCCAGUUCUAGUAACCUCUAGGUGCCAGCUCUCACUGGACCAGAAGUGGGGCAUCUCCCUAGCUGCCGUCUUGGUGUCUAGACAGUGGCCCUAGCUGUGAGGUAGAUCCCAAGAUCAUUUGCUCCACCCCUUCCCCAGCUGACAGAGCCUAGUGGGGAAUGUGGCCCACCACCCCCAGGCCAGGGCUUUCCCUUUCCUGCCCAAGGCCCACUCAGGUCAAAGGGCCUCAGAAUCGUCUGUGGGCAGGUUUUGUUCUGUUGUUAUCUAAAGCAGUUGCUCCUGUUCACAUAGUUUGGGCUGAAGUUUUUUUGUGGCCUGUGGCUUGUUUUAAGUUUGCCUCCAUCCUUGAAAAGUUAGGUUGAAAUUAUUUCCCUAGGGCCAGCAGCUGCUGAGGGUUAGUGGUCCUGAUACUUAGACACCAAACAAAAGGGCCUUUUUCCAAAGUGGUCACUUGUCUGUGGGCUGCCCCAUUGCUGGAAGAAACCUUACUGUCACCAAUCUGGGAUGGGUAGCUUCUCUCCCAAAUGUUUUGGGAUUUCACCAGGGGUACAGAUGGCCUAUUAGAUCUGUUUCUGUCACAGUAGGCCUCAUGGCCACCCACCUAUUGCCUCAGUGUUCAACAGUGGGGGCAGGCAGAGGAUGAGGUCCCAGCACCAGAGUAAGGGCAGCUGAGAAUCUGCUCUGGGCUUAUGUGGGGUCCUGCCAUGAUCCUAUAGCCUUUUCCCCCUCCUUCUGGACCAGGUCUUUGCACUAGAAGAUGUCACUCCAGCCUGUUUGUUGAGUGGGGCCAGCAGUAGACUUUCUCACCCUAUGCUGGCUGUCCUUGUCCUGUUGUUGUGGGGUGCCAGCAGAUUCAGAGUGCAUGGACCUUGGAGCAGGACAAUGCUCGGUGUAUUCAGAGGUAUGUAGGAAAAAGCCCUCCUGAGGUGCCUGUGGAUCACUUGAGCUAUGCUACUAGCCUAAAUGACAGUGCCUUGGAAAAGUGGGCCACAUGCUGCAUGACAGUAUCCCACGGGCACCUUAAACAUUAGCAAACUCUGCACUUCCCAGAAGUCCCACGGGCAGGCCAACUACUACUCAGAGGCCUUGUGAGCUGCUGGGCUGGACUGGACUGGACUGGGUCUUAAUCCUACCCAGUGUCCCCAUCAUGUUGCUCCACCAUGGGGCCUCAGAGACUAGAUGAGGAACCUGACAGUUUCUGGGACAGGUAAGAAGAACCAACUAGGCAGGUAGCAUUCAAAUCUUGACACUGGGAAGGGUGAGGCCAGUGGGGCUAUUCCACCUAAGGCCAAGCCUGAGGCAUGUCCUUAAGAUGCAUUCUGUCUUUGGUUUCACAUGGCUGCAAGGGAGGCUGCUGCUGCCUGUCUCCAGCAAAGCCUCUAGUCUAGUGUGACUUUCUAGCACCUCAUUGUUCAGCAAGGCCGGGGAGGUAAGGGGUAGUGACUCUGCCCAGCCAGCGAGGAUCACAGCUUCUAGUGCCGGAGCCCAUGGACCAGCCCUAUCAGGACCAACAGGGAUCCCCAAGGCAGCUGGCACUUAGCUCUGGGGCCCAGGCUGCCCCCUGGCUUGAGAGACUUGUCUACCCUCUCCUGAUGUAUUUGCCUUAAAACUGGAGAAAAUCUAGUAUUUGCACUUAGCAAAAGAUUUCAGAGUUUUAAAAAAAAAAGUGCAUGAUCAGUCACUUUGUACACACACAAAAAAGAUUUCCUAGUUAGUUAAAUGUUUUUCUUUACCUUUUAGUAGUAAAAAUAAACUAAAUCUGUUUAAACUACUGUGUGUAAAAAGCUUGUAUCAUAUGUAACUUGAACUUUUUGUAAAUAAAUGUUAGUGCGCUCUA
Messenger RNA from Nannospalax galili (Upper Galilee mountains blind mole rat), 5047 nucleotides. RefSeq names its product ring finger protein 216 (gene Rnf216). The coding region runs from base 302 to 3070 and encodes 922 amino acids. Lineage: Eukaryota; Metazoa; Chordata; Mammalia; Rodentia; Spalacidae. The transcript has 17 exons. Gene Ontology annotation, molecular function: zinc ion binding. The record is from RefSeq and is a predicted model, not a curated record.